Molecule: messenger RNA, 396 nt
Organism: Necator americanus (New World hookworm)
Lineage: Eukaryota; Metazoa; Nematoda; Chromadorea; Rhabditida; Ancylostomatidae
Exons: 1
Coding region: 1-396 (131 amino acids)
Source: RefSeq, a predicted model, not a curated record
AUGGCCACCGCCCGAAGCAAUGGCCAUUUCUACCAAGAAACGCGUCAAAGAAGGAAGUUGUGUCGUCAACGGCAACAAGACCGUGAUAACAAGUGGACGCCAAAAGCUAAGAUGUUUGAAAAGGCGUGGAGGGACAAGAAACCGCGGAAAGCCCAUGCUCUAAUAAAGCAGUAUAGAGGUAGUAUGAAAAGAUGUGCUCCAAUCCUCAACAAUGCCAAUGGAGUGGCUCUCGGUGAAGCAAUUCUUCCAAUUUGGAGGAAUCACUGCAAAGCCUUGCUGAACCGACAAAAGCCGUCAGCUCUUAAAAUCAAGCUCGUUCAUAGACCGACAUAUGCGAUCACCGACCGUAUCGGAGGUUCUCGUCUGUAUCCAAAAGACGAAAAAUGGAAGACCUGA